UGGUGGCUGUCCAGAUGCAGAAAAGAAGGCAAGGGGGCCGAGGAGGGGUAGUGACGCUUAACCCAAAGUAGAUGCUAUUUCCUUUUCAGGCUCCUCUGACCCCUGGCUCGGGAGGAAAAACGUUUUCUCCCCCCAUCCUUCGCACUACCCUUCUUUCCCUCUCGCUUGCACAAUCUCAAGCACAUUAGAGGGUGUCCUCAAACCCAAUGCAGACUUCCAGCAUCAACUGUCAAACUAGUAGGAAAGCAGCUUCUCUCUGGGCUUCUCUGAUGGACUCGCAGGGCUCGCCGCGCUCGGCACAGAUGGAAUGAACGGAGCUGACGGGUUUGAAGGCACGUGGAUAUGGCACAUAUCAUGAAAGUUCCACUCAGGAGGUCUUUUAGCGAGCAUGUGAAGGAUUCCACUAACAAAGCUUGGGAUAUAUUCUGGAAGAGCGCACGUGAGAAGCGGCUGUCAGAGAUUGAAGCCAAAGAGGCUUGUGAAUGGCUCCACGCAGCUGGCUUCCCUCAGUACGCGCAGUUAUUCACCGAUUGCUGUUUCCCCAUUGACAUAGACUGGGUAAAGAAUGAUCAUGAAUUUCUGGAUAAGGACGCCACAGAGUCUCUCUGCAGGAGAUUAAACACUUUGAACAAGUGUGUGGAGAUGAAGCUCGAGUUGAGCCGGUCUAAAAGAAGAGGAGAUGACCAAGACGGCGAUGACCCUUAUGCCAUCAGUCCAAAGUGGACAUUUGACAGAAGGAGCAGGCGCUGGACCCGUGCGGAUGACGGCGGGAUUAGCAGUCCCAUCUCAUGCCUGAGGAGAACAGAAAGCUGCGAGGCGUCUCUUUCUGACAGUGGCGAGUGCCAUGAGCUGUGUUCAUAUCACAGCUCCAGCAACGCAGACAGCGAUGAAGGAUGUGCUCCCAACAAAACCGCAGAGGAGCCCGAGACGAGCCGUAGCUCCUCCAGAUGCUCCUCGAACUACAAGCCCCAAUCCCCUGACACCUCUUCCAGCAGGCCUCCAUCCCCGGGUGAACAGCACACUUUAAGCGGAGAGGAGUGCUUUCCUGAUAAGCACCCGCUUAAAAAAGGCCUUCUUCGAAAAAUGGAGAAGCUUCGAUUAAGAGGAAACACCCAACACGUUCAAAGUGGGAAAGCCAGACUUGUCAUAAGCGGGCCAAUUUUGCAAGAAGGCCUCAGUGAGGAACGGCUCAAGCAUCUUCAGUGUCUAGACAUAGCAAGACUCAACCACAAAUCCGGCAGUCCUGCAUCCUGCUCGCCACCUUCUGGUUCAAGUAGCAGUCCUUCUGAAUCGAGCAGUGCCGUCAGCACGCCAAGCCCCGUCGCCAGGGUACGAAGCAACUGCAAACACCCCAGCUUGCCCAAACAAGAGGACGAGGAGAAACCAAUCACAGAUGGGGAUCUCAACAACCAACGGAAUCUCGAAGUCAACCCCGUCUUUAAAAUUCCACAGGGUCACAAGCCAGGGACGUUCCCAACAGUGCUUACCCACAACAGCGCCUUCUCGCCCCUCGACAACACAUCAGUCAACUGGAGGACUGGAAGCUUUCACGGUUACCGAGGUAGACUGUGUAAAAGCAGUAGCUCCAAAGACCAGGAACAAGCCUGCAGCCCGUUGGCUACAUGCGAUCACCGCGUCAGCAUUUACGACAACGUGCCGGACGAUAUGCAGAUCAUGGACGAUGACGUGUUCUCCGCGUUAGACGGCGUGAUGGAACGUAUUUGUGACCUGCAGCAGCUGGUCACCUCGUGGACAGACAAGCUGUCCGAGGAUGGGGAUUCUGAUUUCUCUAACUCUGGUUCUCCCUCGCCCUCCUCACUGACGGACAUCCACCUUGAGAUCAAGGAUCAGGAUGAAUCUGCUCUGGAGGAGAGCACGGAAGCGUUUGCACGUAGUUCUAGUGUUCAAAGGCCCCACUGGUCCAGUGCACAGAUGCAUUCACAGAGUAACUCCAGCGCGGGCAUAGAGGCCAAAUUAGCACCACAUGUCUCCAUGCUACAAAGACUGAGCCUUCUCAGACUCACGGCUCUGAUGGACAAGCACUCGCCAUUCAGCAAACAAGGCUGGAACUGGACAGUACCGAAAGUCUACCGUAAAGUUAAAGCUUUGGAGCACAAGAGCAGGAAGGUGUUUGGAGUUCCUCUGCUCCAGAGCGUCCAGCAAUCGGGAAAACCUCUGCCACCGAGCAUCUUGAGAGCAAUGGAGUACCUACGGACUGAAUGUUUGGAUCAGGUUGGGCUUUUCCGAAAGUCUGGGGUCAAAUCCAGAAUCCAGAAUUUAAGGGAAAUGGUUGAGGCCGAUCCUGACGGCGUGUCCUUUGAAAAUCAAUCAGCCUUUGAUGUGGCCGACAUGGUGAAGCAAUACUUCAGAGACCUGCCCGAGCCCAUCUUCUCCAGCAAACUGUGUGAAAGCUUCCUGCACAUCUACCAAUACUUCCCCAAAGAUCAACAGUUCGCCGGGGUUCAAGCGGCCAUCUUCCUCCUCCCUGACGAAAACAGGGAAGCCCUACAGAGCCUCCUCCUCUUCCUCCAAGAGGUGGUCGCCUGCGUGGAGGAGAACCAGAUGACCCCAACCAACAUUGCCGUGUGCCUGGCGCCCACCCUCUUCCACCUCAACUCCUUCAACAGAGAGAGAACCAGCAUGAGGUCCAGACACCGAAAAUACAGCUUGGGAAUACCGGACCAGAGGGAUCUGAGCGAGAACCUGGCAGCGACACAGGGACUGUCACAUAUGGUUACCGAAUGUUUUCGCCUUUUCCAGAUCCCAAAAUACUGGGAAGCCCAGAGAGCAGGCAGCUUUGCUGAAGACGAUGCAGGCGUAAGCUGUUUUCCUCACCGUGGAGAAGACGAAAGUACAGAGCGUGCCAGGCUGUCCCUGCUCACGCAAAAACUCCUGCGGGAGGCGAGAGAGAAAUCUAAAGGCUGGGUCUCCUGCUCGAGCUCUGAUCAUGUGGACGUAACAGCUAAAAAGGUGGAAGACGGUUAUCCUCUGCGGCUGUGGCGUGCGACAACGGAAGUCGAUGCUCCUCAGCAGGACGUUCUCCAGCGCGUGUUAAGAGAACACAGUCACUGGCAGAAAGAUCUUCUACACAGCGAGGUGGUGGAGAAUCUGGAUAAGGAUGCCGAGGUGUGUCAUUACAUCCUGCAAGCCGCAGGAGCCAGGCCACCCCUGCAACACGUUCUGUUACGGACUUGGCAGUCGGAUUCUACGGCAGGUUCCCUGUUCGUGUCCUCCGUGUCUGUCGAACACGCCGCCGUGGCCGUCCGAGGAGUGCGGGCUAAAGUUCUCUGCUGCUUGUUCCUAAUCGAGCCGUUGGGCUCGAAAAAGUCACGAGUAACACACCUCUGCAGGACAGACACGAGAGGCCGAUCUCCAGAAUGGGACCAUAAAGUAGGAGGACACCUGGUUGCAUCAGCGUUGAUGGCCGUGAGGGAUUCCUUCAGACCCAAAACAAAAGACUCAAAAGCACAGUAAGGGCUCCAAAGAGUCAUUUGUUAAGCCCUGGACAACUUUACGAUCCGUCAGCUCGAAAAAGAGAGAAAAUACAGAAACUGAGCUCAGAGAAGAUGAAGUGAAAACUACGUCUGUCUGGAAUCUGGAGAGUUACGACGAGAGCGUUUUAAUGCAGACCAUUCGGCCUGCAGACAAGGAACAACAACAGUGUGAUGAGGUGCUCCACGAGAGCCGGUGCGCUCGCCAUUAUCAAGACUGACAGGAGAGAGUGUCAGAGUAAUGAAAUGUCUCAUCCGAUUUAAAGGACUAUUCCACGGGCUAAUGCGUCGCAGUGGUCGGCGUCGACACUCUCGACUCGCGCUGUUUUUAAGCAUUAAAGGAAGGGCGGGCUGAUGCCAUUUGGAAAGGUCUUCAAAGAUUGUAUGAUUUCAAACGUACUCCUUUGACUUACACAAAAGACACAUCAUCGAAAUUCUGCUGUACAGUAACGACUGUGACAUUGAUUCAUACGGGCGUGUUUUUCGGCUGGAAGCUGCCACGUUUGUUUAUUUAUUCACGAGUGCUAGAAAGACUGUCAGAUCGAGCCAAACGCCUCCAUCCGAGGUGCUGUGUGAUCCGGCACAUUACAGCGCAUUACCCUGUCAGACUCAAAUGCUUCCACUGUAAUUUCUAAUUAUUUCGCAUUGUGCUUUAACAGAGUUUUGGACUUUGUGAUCGAAAAGCGACAUUUAUUUCAUUUCACAAGACAGCUUAUAUCAAAUUUUAUAAACUGAAUUAUAGCAAGCUUUAAUAUAACUUAAAUUGUUGUGAUGGUUUGUUGAUACAUUACAGAUUUUAUUUAAAUAUAUGUUCGAGGCAACAUA
This is a messenger RNA of Triplophysa dalaica, 4316 nucleotides long. Its product is annotated as rho GTPase-activating protein 7. The record is from RefSeq and is a predicted model, not a curated record. The transcript has 14 exons. Gene Ontology annotation, molecular function: protein binding; GTPase activator activity; lipid binding. Gene Ontology annotation, biological process: signal transduction; regulation of Rho protein signal transduction; actin cytoskeleton organization. NCBI's taxonomy places the organism in Eukaryota, Metazoa, Chordata, Actinopteri, Cypriniformes, Nemacheilidae. The coding region runs from base 343 to 3474 and encodes 1043 amino acids.